CACUCGUCUUCCAAAAAUCUGUCAAGCUGUAUGUCUCUGCAACUCCACGCGCGAUCUGCGAAUAUUGCCGAUUUCCAUUCCCUCGCCCGCGGUCGGAAUUCGAUUCGAGAAACGCGAGCAUCUUCCUCGUCCGGCACCAACCUGCGAUCCUCGCGAGUUCCGCGCUCCGACGACGCAGGAUUCCCCGGCUUGCGAGGAGCAUGAAGGUUGAAGACUGUGGGAAAGUGAUUGUUCAGGAGCUGUCUGGACGCCUCCUAUAGACAUUAACUUCAUAGACCUUAUGCUAGAGCAGGUGAAUAAAGGAAAUAAACUUGGUUUCACUUUAAAUGAUGAGGCUUGGAGAGGUCGGGUUUAUCCAUUCAACAUGGUUUUCAGAUUGCACUUUAUAAAUGAUUUGGUGAAUGGUCAUUGUGAUUGUCUAAAAAGGCACUAUGAAUACAUAAGGAAUCUUCUUCGGCGAGGAGGUUUCCCAUGGGAAGGACCGAAGAAGUUAGUCCCAGCAGAUUAUGAUGCCUAUAUUCAGAUUUGAACUCACACCAGACUGAAUCUGACCCAAAUCAUUGUGAUUUGAGUCUGAUAAGUGGAAAUUCACCAUCUGUUAUCCAGAGGCAUCACCAUAUCAGCUAUUAUGAUGGGAGUAGAUCUGUUUUGUGGUCGUUGAUUGAGGUGCAUGCUCUGCCCUAAUAUUCUGAUUGAUCAUUAUUCUGAAGGGACAAAGCGAAGCCACUGUAAUUACUGGAGGAGUAAUUGGAUGUCACCUACAAGCCUCUUUAUGGAAGUUGACGACCAUGGCCAGGGAGGUUCUGGUCUCCGUCUCUCUUUUUCAUCCGUCAAGAAAUGCACAAUCUUCCUCGUUAUCCUCUCAGCUCUCACCUUUUUCCUUUUUAUUGUCCCACCACCCUCUUCAUCUUACAUUCUUCCUUUACCCACAGUUCCCCGGCGAUCCCUUAGCAGCAAUGUCAACCCCAUCAUAGCCAAACCUUGUUCUCUCUUGGCUGACCACAAUGGGAUUUUUGACUACUCUGCUCUCCACUUUUGUCUCUUUGACCAAAACCCAUAUCUUUCAAUCCCUUUUCUAUCUUUAUUUCUCCUUAUUCAUUUCUAUAUCCUUAUCAAAACUGCGCAAGAUCAUUUCUCUAUUGUCACCACCAAGCUCUCCUCUCACCUGAAUUUGACUCCCAGUAUGGGUGCAGUUACCCUUCUUGCCCUGGGAAAUGGUUCCCCUGAUGUGUUCUCUUCGGUUGCUGCUGUCCGAUCUGGACAAUAUAGGACAGGGUUUGGUGCUAUACUUUCUGCUGGCACAUUUGUAUCAGCAUUUGUCGUUGGUUUCGUUGCAAUUUAUGCUGCACCUUUUUCCUUGGAUGCAACACAGUUCGUGAGAGAUGUGCUCUUUUACAUGAUUGCGACGCUGUUUAUGUUUUGGGUAUACCUGAGUGGGGAGAUUUUCAUAUGGCAGGCAUUUGGAUUUGUUGGAUUUUAUGUUUUUUUUGUCGUCUUUGUAUUUUGGAUGGAUUUGGGAUCAGAGAGAGCGAAGGCUGGGGCUGAGGUGGGUUUGGUUGGACACAGUGAAUUAUCACAUACAGCAUCUGAUUGUGAGAGGGGAAGCAUUGAUGGUAGCAUGCGAAGGCUCAAAGCAACUUCCAGAUUGCAUCGCACUCUUAAUAAGAUUUCUAAGGCAUGGGAAGUUCCUGUCUCUUUUCUUCUGAAGCUCACUAUCCCGCAAACUUCACCUUCAGAAUGGAACAGAUUAUACUUAUCUCUCAACAUUAUUUUUUGCCCAUUGGCUCUUUUAUACGCUUGCAACUCCUUCAUGCCAAUAGAUCAUCCCAUCGUUUUCCUUGUUCCGAAUACCCAUUUUCCACUGUGGCUCAUUGUUCUCUUCACAAGCUCCUCUCUUGCCAUUCUUCACUUCAUCAUGGAGAAAGAACCACCGAAGACGGAGCAACUGUUUGUCAUUUUGGUAGCAUUUGUGAUGAGUGUCUUCUGGAUAUCCACCAUAGCAGGAGAGCUUUUGAAUUGCCUUGCAGCUCUUGGGACACUUCUUGAUCUGCCCCCCUCACUUCUGGGGCUAACAGUGCUUGCAUGGGGAAAUUCGGUGGGGGACCUGGUUGCCGAUGUGGCCAUAGCUAAGGCUGGCCAACCGGCAAUGGCCAUGGCUGGGUGUUUUGCUGGGCCAAUGUUCAACAUGCUUGUUGGGCUUGGAACUGCUUUGGUUAUGCAGACUGCCAAUGUGUAUCCAGAAGCUUAUGUACUUCACUUCCAUGUUGGUAUCGUUAUUGCAUUUGUGUUUCUGCUUCUAAGUCUGAUGGGCUCUCUCUUAGUGAUAACAUGGUGCAGAUUUCGGGUGCAAAGGUUUUGGGGAUUCUCUCUUGUGGGUAUCUAUGUUCUUUUUAUGAUAGUUAGCGUAGCUAUUGCCAAGUUUUCCACGUGACAGUUGCGGAAAGUUCAUCCAUGAGAAUUUACUGCCCCAGCUUGCAGUGUCUCUACUUGGCAAAAGUAAAAACAUCACAGGCACACCGGACUAUGCAAGAAACACCUGAUGAAGGCUACUCAGUUUUUUAUGUAGAUGGGCAGAUUUUGAGGAUGGGGACAGUGAUCAUCCUGAUCAAUAUUCUGCUAGUCUUUCACAAUUCAUUGAUAUACUGGCUUUGUUAAUUAUUAGAUUAAAAAAGAUCUAUUCCAAUGAAAAUGCCAUUGGUAAAUGUCGAGUUUUAUGUUUAUUUCUGGAGCUUCAAUUUCAAAUAUCUUGCAAUGGGGAGUAGGUAUUAAAGUGUCAA
Molecule: messenger RNA, 2777 nt
Organism: Eucalyptus grandis
Lineage: Eukaryota; Viridiplantae; Streptophyta; Magnoliopsida; Myrtales; Myrtaceae
Product: cation/calcium exchanger 5
Exons: 5
Coding region: 671-2431 (586 amino acids)
Biological process (GO): transmembrane transport; monoatomic cation transport
Cellular component (GO): membrane
Molecular function (GO): monoatomic cation transmembrane transporter activity
Source: RefSeq, a predicted model, not a curated record